ACGGGAAACUCGAGAAAAUAUGUGAUGAUUCUGUCUGUUCGAGCUUCGCUUUUUCUACCUGAAUACCACACGGAUUCAGGAUCUCCUUUGAGACCUGCUUGAUGCGGAUGCUAGGGUUCUUCUCCCUGUGACGGCUGGCUUGUGCUGCAGAGAUGGUUGCAUGAUUCGGUUCCGGGUACCCGCAUUGAGUAGAGUCGACAGACGAGGUGAACCAUACUGAAUCCGAGUUUUGGUGAAGGAACCGAAGUGCACUGGACUAAGGUGGGGUGGGUUGGAAUUUGUGGGUUUGAACUGAGGUUUUGAGGAGGUUUAGGUCAGGCCCAGACUUGCCAAACCUUCGACCCUGCUCGUCAGCGACAGAGUAUCUGGAGCUAGUGGCAAUUAAAUGCAGCAGUUAAAUCUUCUCGGAAGUGCUCCUACAGUUCGCUGUAGGAUGGAGGGUCAUUUCCUGUGCAUCAAACCCUCUGAAAAAUUAUCUUCCAAUUCUUCUUUGAGCAUUAGGAAGUCUCUGUCGGAGAAACACUCCAUCUUGAAGAGUGCUGUGCCGAGCCAAUGCAGGAUGCAGGCUUCUAACACAGCGACUGGGGGGAUCCAAGCAGACAGCAAAGAGCAGCCUAAGGAGGCUAAGUUAUGGGGAGGUCGGUUUGAGAAAGGUGUUACUCCUGCUGUGGAGAAGUUUGGGCAGUCAGUUUCCUACGACCGGAAGCUAUAUAAGCAUGAUCUCAUGGGAAGCCGUGCACAUGCGUCCAUGCUUGCGAAGCAGGGUAUUAUCACUGUCCAGGAUCGAGAUGCGAUUCUGAACGGCAUUGACGAGAUCGAGAAGCGCAUAGACGACGGAAAGUUCAAUUGGAGGGCAGACAGAGAAGAUGUUCAUAUGAAUGUAGAGGCUGCACUUAUUGAGCUUGUUGGCGAACCGGCUAAGAAGCUACAUACAGCGCGUAGUAGGAACGAUCAAGUUGUUACAGAUGUGCGAUUAUGGUGUCGAGAUGCUAUCAACGACAUCGUGCAGAGAAUCAAAUAUUUGCAGGUUUCCUUAGUCCAGCUUGCUAGAGAAAACGAGGGUUUAGUCGUGCCCGGCUAUACCCAUCUUCAGCGGGCGCAACCACUGCUUCUGCAACACCUUUUGCUGGCUUUUGUGGAAAUGUUAGAGCGAGACGCUUCUCGCCUUUUGGAUUGUCAGGCACGGCUCAAUUUUUCUCCUUUAGGUGCGUGUGCUUUGGCUGGCACUGGUCUCCCCAUUGACCGGCACAAUACUGCUGAAGCCCUGGGUUUCACCGAGCCUAUGCGCAACAGUGUGGAUGCAGUAGCAGACCGCGACUUCUUGAUUGAGUUACUGGGCGCAAAUUCCAUCAUUGCAAUCCAUCUUUCACGCCUUGCCGAGGAAUGGGUACUGUGGGCUUCGGAAGAGUUCGGUUUCUUAACGCCCAGCGAUGCUGUAUCGACCGGGAGCAGCAUCAUGCCACAGAAGAAAAAUCCUGAUCCAAUGGAGCUGGUUCGAGGGAAGUCAGCACGAGUAAUUGGAGACCUUACAACAGUUUUGGUUUUGUGCAAGGGGCUCCCCAUGGCUUACAACCGUGAUCUUCAGGAGGAUAAGGAGCCCCUGUUCGACAGUGUCGAAACCAUCAAUACCGUGCUGGACGUGACUGCAGAGUUUGCCCAGAAUGUUGUCUUCAAUAAGGAUCGCAUAUCGAAGUCAUUGCCAGCUGGGCAUCUAGAUGCGACAACCUUAGCUGACUAUCUUGUAUACAAGGGUAUACCUUUCCGAACGUCGCAUGACAUUGUGGGCAAGGCUGUGGCAAUCGCAGUUAGCAAGAGAAUAGAACUUAAAGAUCUUUCACUGGAAGAGUUCCUAAGAAUUAAUCCCGUUUUUGAGGAAGAUGUUUACACCUUCUUGGGUGUUGAGAACUCCAUUGCGAAGUUUCGGUCUUAUGGCUCGACAGGAGCUGAGCCUGUCGCCGAGCAGAUGAAAUUCUGGAUCAGCAAACUUGGGAUGUGAUUUCACAAUUUUCAAUGAGGAAUUGAUCUGCACUGCGACUCUUGGAGAAAAUAUUUAAGCAUUAUGAGGUAUAUUUUCUGUCUUGGCCUCGAAUCCAUAGUGAGUAGUUCUGCUGUCAUGUCUCCACCUUAGACAUGGCAGGUGCUAGUAUGGGACCAACCCAACCAAAUCUGAAACAUCAAUCCAGGUAGUUUUCACACGUUAUUAUCCUUGUGUACUUCAAUUGUGAGAUCUGACCAUGACUUCCCCAUUAGAAAAGCGGGUUUCAUUUUAAUUCUCUGUUGUUAUUUCAAAACCCUACUUGUUGAAAUGGGGCUUGGCAGGUUUUGUGCUAUAA
Physcomitrium patens is the source of this 2333-nucleotide messenger RNA. Its product is annotated as argininosuccinate lyase, chloroplastic. Gene Ontology annotation, molecular function: argininosuccinate lyase activity. The record is from RefSeq and is a predicted model, not a curated record. NCBI's taxonomy places the organism in Eukaryota, Viridiplantae, Streptophyta, Bryopsida, Funariales, Funariaceae. Gene Ontology annotation, cellular component: cytosol.